AUGAGCGAGGACUAUGAGAUCACAUUGAAGCCCACGUCAGUCACAUCCAGUCUUGGCACAUUUGCAAUAAACGAACGAUAUCAGGCUUCCAAAGCCGAGGUUCACAAGUCGUUAGCGGGUAGGUAUACAUUUAAGUGCUUUUUAUCUUUUAUCCAUUCCAUUUUACAACAGAAUUUUCAGAGAACAAACCCUUUCCUCAUUUUUAUUUCGAAGAUUUUCUUAGCGAUUCCUUAGGUGUUAGCCUUUUGGCCCAGGAACUGAAAGCUAUCAAAACAUGGAGCAGGAAGGCCAACGAUCUGUACUCUCUACAACAAACUCAGGAUCUCAAUUUCUUUGAUUGGGAGAAAUACCCGAAUUUAUGCUUAUUUCGUCGAUUCUUGAAGAAACAGCUCAAAGAUUACUUGAAGGAAGUCACUAAUCUCGAUCUCAACGACCACAUUGCUUGCACCGGUAGCCGUUACUUUCAGACAGACACUCUUCUUCCACAUGAUGACAGUCUGGAUGAAAGGGCAAUUGCAUUUAUAUUUUACUUGAGCGAAGACUUUACUCCAGAAGAUGGUGGAGAACUUAUUGUGUACGAUGCUGAUCUCAAUACUAACAGACCAACUGCAGAAGCCAAACGAUUCUCUCCUAAGCAAAAUUCUCUCUUUAUAUUUCCAGUCCAAACCAAUACCUGGCAUUCAGUCGCCGAGGUGUUAACGGAUAAAGUGAGAUUGACAUUGAAUGGCUGGUUUCAUGUUACUGGAAAGAAAUCGGCGGCUGAUCCUGCGCCUGAAGCUCCACUCAUUAAGACAUCUCCUGAAUUGAACGUCACAGUAAGGCCCUGUUUUUAUGUAACGACCUUGCAGCUGAAUGAUAUCAGAACGUGGAUUAAUCCAACCUAUGUCAAUGUGGGAGCACAUAAGGCCAUCAAGAAAGAGUUCUCUUUGCGAUCUCAGCUUACUUUAGACAACUUCUUCAAUGAGGACUAUUACUUUGAAGUCCUCAAGGAAUUGGAAGCGUCCAGUUUCAAAGUUCUUGGAACUAUUGAUAGAAGGUAAGGAGAGACUUGGUUACCUCAUAUUACGUUGCAGAAACAUUGAACGUUUAGAUGAAAAGGAGAUUCCAAAAGACGGAGCGUUGAGGAAGAUGCUUGACCUCUUCCGAUCCGAGGCCACAGCCCUCUUCCUGACUCAAUGGACUGGACUCAAACUUUAUAAAGUCGAGGAUAUGGAUGACCCACGUGAGUUAUUUAAUAGUUACAAUAAGUAUAUAUUUAUUUUCUUAGGCCCUAAAAAGCCCCGAAUAGAAGAAAGAGUGAAUGAUGGUAAGUGAGGCUUGCAGUAGUCGAAAAUGUUUGAAGAUGUCAAAAUCCUUUCUUCCUUGAGUCGUGUUAAGCAUCGUUAUUAUUCUUUGAUCGACAAUCAAAUGGCAGCAGAUGCAGAGCACAAUGGCUAUGCCUUGGACUUGGUCAUGUUCUUCAUGAAAGACAAAGUGUGGCCAGCCGAUGGUGGUGGAUUUAUCAGCUAUGCCGCAGAGAAUGAUCCCGAUGAGGUGUGUUUCUGCAAAUGAAUGUCGUUUUACACUUUUUUCAGAUAUUAAGGAUACCACCUCGUAAGAAUUCUCUGGCGAUCGUGUUCAGAGAACCAGGAGUGAUGCAAUUUACAAAGUACGCCAAUUGCUUAGUCCAGGAUCAAGAAUAUUACGUUUUUAAUCUCACGUAUUUUGGUAUAAACUAUGAGGCGGAUUCAGAAUUGGAGUCGAAUGCGGCUGAAGACGAGGUGAGAUAACCAUUUUUAUAAUUUAUUGGUUUAGGACUCUUUUGAUGACGAGGAAUUGGAAGAUGAUGAGACAGAAGAACCGGGUCCUUCAAAAUAA
This is a messenger RNA of Bursaphelenchus xylophilus (pine wood nematode), 1857 nucleotides long. The record is from the annotation of a GenBank genome assembly. Lineage: Eukaryota; Metazoa; Nematoda; Chromadorea; Rhabditida; Aphelenchoididae.